Molecule: messenger RNA, 1558 nt
Organism: Neopelma chrysocephalum (saffron-crested tyrant-manakin)
Lineage: Eukaryota; Metazoa; Chordata; Aves; Passeriformes; Pipridae
Gene: DNAAF4
Product: dynein axonemal assembly factor 4
Exons: 11
Coding region: 479-1507 (342 amino acids)
Biological process (GO): outer dynein arm assembly; inner dynein arm assembly; cilium movement
Molecular function (GO): nuclear estrogen receptor binding
Source: RefSeq, a predicted model, not a curated record
GUGGUGACAGUGGAUUGGAUGGGUUAGGAGGACCAGGAGUUCAACUUGGAAGCCCUGAUAAGAAAAAACGCAAAGCAAAUACACAGUUUCUUGCACUGGAAACUUUUCACUACAAAGUUCUGACUGAUAAAAUUAAUGCCAACAGAAGACUGAUCCUGAAUGGGCCUCUCUUUGCAUGUGUGUCAUGAUGACAGUGCAGCCAUUUGUCCAGUAUAUUCUCUGUGAUUAAACUAAAAAUGACACCUGGGUGACCAUGGCAGAAGACCAGCACUCAAAAAAUCUAAGACUUACAGUCCAUGAAUGAACUUUCCAUAACUGAAGGAUGUGUUCUGGAUGACCACAGCUGCAUUCUGGAGUGGUAAGCAUCCCUCCCUUUUUAUUUGAAGCCAUUUUGUAUGCUCCUAUUGAUGACACAAAUAGCACAGCAAAGAUCGGAAAUGGAAACAUUUUCUUCACUUUGUAUAAAAAAGAACCGGCCAUGUGGGAUUCCCUAACCCUAGAAAAUGCUGACAAGGAAAAACUGCAAUAUCUAAGAGAGAAUGCUGUUCUAAAAGCCCAACAAAAGGCAAAAGAGGAGACAGAAGCAAAAAAAGCUACAAAAGAGGAACACAAAAAAUAUGCUUUGGAGGCCACAAUGAAGCUAGAAGAAGCAGAAAGAAAAAGAAUUGAAGAUCUGAAAGAAAAGGAACGGCAGAAAGUCACUGAAGAGUUGGAGUUAUGGAAAAACCAGCAAAAAGAUGCUGAUAAAUACAAAAGCAUACAAAAAGAAGGGGAAUUACAUCAAGAAAUAGGGCAAUUAAAAGAGAGGAAAAAUGAAAAAGUGACCAAAACUAGAAUUCCUAAUGAAGGAACUUCUAAGACCAGACCCAAACCCACAAAAGGUCAUGCUUCCUGUAGUAUAUUUUCACCAAAUGUAAAGGAAGAACAGUUACCAGCUCCUCGAUCUGCUGCUACAAUUAAAGUCAACUUUACCCCACGAGUUUUUCCUACAGCUCUGCGAGAAUCUCGGGUCGCAGAAGAGGAGGAGUGGCUACAUAAACAAGCAGAAGCUCGAAGAACAAUAAGUGCUGAUUUGUCUGAGCUGGAAGAUUUAAAAGAAGAGGAGAAGAAUCCAGAUUGGUUAAAGGACAAAGGAAACAAAAUGUUUGCAAUGGGAAACUAUCUCGCAGCUGUGAACGCCUACAACCUUGCAGUGAGGCUGAACAACAAGCUUCCCCUGCUGUACCUGAACCGUGCUGCCUGCCACCUUAAACUGAGGAAUUUACACAAAGCUAUUGAAGAUUCCUCUAAGGCACUGGAGCUGUUGACACCACCUGUUCCUGAUAAUGAGGGUGCUCGAGUGAAAGCCCAUGUGAGACGUGGAACAGCCUUUUGUCAGCUGGAAUUAUAUGCUGAAGGUCUCCAGGAUUAUGAAGCAGCUCUCAAGAUUGAUCCUAAAAAUAAAAAUAUAGAAAAAGAUGCUGAGAAGAUUCGACACCUAAUUCAAGGAACAAUGCAAGGUUCUUAAUUCAAAUAAACAUUAAAAAAAGUUUGACAGAGAUGCCUUUUGAGGACAUCA